Molecule: messenger RNA, 1578 nt
Organism: Miscanthus lutarioriparius
Lineage: Eukaryota; Viridiplantae; Streptophyta; Magnoliopsida; Poales; Poaceae
Source: the annotation of a GenBank genome assembly
AUGGACGGGGCCCAUAUCGCCGCCGCCUCGCCGGAGGCCGGCGGGGCGUCCUCGUCGGCGUCGUCCGCCUCGUCUUACGGCGGCUCGGCGUCCGGGCGCUCCUGGCUGCGGAAGGGGGUGCACCUGCGGCGGCGGCGGCGGCGGGUGGUGGCCGUUAAGGGAGGGGAGAGAGCCGGUGGCGGCGAUGUGCAGGAUCUCGCGCUGCCUCUCGGGAUGUCCUUCGCCGCGGUGCUUGCCCAGGUUCUAAAUAGAUGCAGUGGUUCUGAAGGAAGAUUAGGACCUGAUGUCCUCUCAAAGAUGUGUACCUCGGCAGUGAAGGAGUCCUUAACAAAUAUUUAUGGUGACAAAUUUCAGAGUUUCAUGAGUAACUUUGAGAAAGCUUUUGGUAGUACACUGAGAACCAUUCACCUUAUCAAUGAAACACCUGUCUAUGAGCAAGAUAUGGCGCAAUGUUCUUACAGAGAUGGUAAUUCUGUACCUGAUGAAAUCAAGUUGGGUGGUGCUGAUUCAUUACCUGAAAUAAAGUUGGGUGGUGCUGAUUCACAAAGUCAGAUACAUGAUGUCCACCAGAUUGACAUGCCCCCGAGUUCCAUGAAUAAUCAGAUUGUUCUUCAUGCGGGCGUCAAUCAUCAGCUGGUUCACCUUACUCGUAGCAGAUCUAAUCCAGAAAUUGAUCAGCACAUCCUUAGUGUAUUUGAGAGAUCUCUGAAUGAGCAAGCUCGUUCAAAUGAGCUCAAGGAGCUUGAAAUAGGACUCACUAUGAGAAAAUUGCAAUUGAGCCGAUCUCAGUUAGCUCUGAGCUCCGAUUCACACAUGUUAGAGAAGAUCAAAGUUCGGAUGGGAUUUCAAAAAGCCUCUUUCAAAGAGAAGAAAUUCAAGACUGAAAUGGAGGAUACAAAACAUGCAGAACUUUUCAGGAAACUUAUAGAUAUGCUUCUUACGGCAGUGGUACUCAUGUCUGUCUGUUUUGGAUAUGGAACAUAUAUUUACUCGUACCAGCGGAUAACUGCUGCUACUUCAGCCUGUGCAGCAAUUUCAAGGGAGUAUACAUCUUGGUGGAUGCCAAGUUCAGUGUCAGCAUUCAACUCUGGUUUGUUGCUUUUCAAAUGCCAUAUGAUAGCAGCAACAAGGAUAUUCUUUGGAAUUUUGAUGCUCCUAUUAAUUGGUUGGUUGAUAUUCCAGCGUUCUGCAAUGACUGGACCAAACAUGCCAGUAACAUUCAAUGUUAUGAUAUUGGGAGUUCUUUGUGGUUAUUUUGGAAGCCGUUGUGUCGACACACUGGGCGGGGAUGGAAAUGUAUGGCUUAUAUACUGGGAGGCCCUUUGCUCCAUCCAUUUACUUGGAAACAUUUGGCCAUCUCUUUUACAUCGCAUGCUCUAUGGUCCUAUUUCUGUGACUCACAGGACCAAGGCUGUUCAUUUACCAUAUUGGGCCCGCCGAUACACAUUUUAUGUUUUGGUGUCACUUAUUCUGCCAUGCUUGGCUGGUUUGCUGCCAUUUGCAUCUCUGUCAGACUGGAAAGAUCUUGCAGUUCAACAUUUGAAGUCCAGAUUCAGUGGAAGUAACAUUGAGGAUUGA